GAGAUACUAAGCGGAAGAUGGCAGAUGGUCUUUUCACCACUGAGGUAUUAAGAACGCUUUUCAAUCGGAAGGUUUCUAAUCUUGCUAGCAAACGUUAGCAAGCAAACUACCGCACUGCAAGAUGCAAUUGGGACAUUUUGAAACGACUGUUAUCAAGGAUGUAGCCGAAUAAUUUGGUAUUUUCAAUCUUAAUCGUGUGUUAACAAUCUUGAGAGUAUAUUUUCCAGUUGUUUUGUUUUUACAUGUGUGUUGUUUCUGUUGUAACACCCACAUCCAUUAUAUGGUUGAAAAACUGCAAUCUAGCUAGCUAGGUUAGGCAAAUAGCUAGCUAUUACGGUAGCUAUUGCAGCUGUCAUUGACAACCAUAGUCAACAUAAUACAAUAUUCAUCUGAAGUAGCUAGUCUCCUUGCUAGAUAGUAACGUUAAACCAUGACCGGGGAAAAGAUUCGCACAUUGCGGAAAGACCAUAACAACAAGCCUAGUAAGGAUGGGGCUAUAACGUUAAUGGAAACAUUUGAUGAAUCUACAAAUGGAACAAUAACCUCUCCAACCCCCAACGGUACCACCAUCACGUACAAAUCAAACAAGAACCAUAACAAGACGGUGAAACCUAUGGCACUGCAGCAGCAGCUAUCGAAUAUUAAUGCAACCAAUGCCAAUCAAUCAGUUUGUACUAUCAUCGAUGACUAUAACAAGAAUCCCAUCAUUCUGACCAAUGGUAAUGAGGACUUGAAUUUGGAAUUCCCUGUUCACGAAUGUGUGUUCAGAGGAGAUGUGCGUCGCUUGUCCUCACUCAUUCGGACCCAGAACAUCUCCCAGAAAGAUGUGCAUGGAAACACACCUCUUCACGUAGCUGUGAUGAUGGGUCACAAAGAGUGUGCCCUCCUGCUCCUGGCCCAUAAUGCCCCUGUGAAGGUGAAGAAUGCCCAGGGCUGGAGCCCCCUGGCAGAGGCCAUCAGCUAUGGAGACCGACAGAUGAUCACAGCCAUACUGCGGAAGCUGAAGCAGCAGUCCAGAGAGAGUGUGGCGGACAAGAGGCCCAAGCUGCUGAGAGCGCUGAAGGAGCUUGGUGACUUCUACUUUGAGCUUCACUGGGACUUUCAAAGUUGGGUGCCCUUGCUCUCCCGUAUUUUGCCAUCUGAUAACUGCAAGAUCUACAAGCAGGGGAUCAACAUCAGACUGGACACAACUCUGAUAGACUUCUCAGAUAUGAAGUGUCAGAGAGGAGACCUCAGCUUCAUCUUUAACGGAGAUGCUCCGCCCUCCAAGUCCUUCUAUGUCCUGGACAAUGAGCAGAAGGUGUACCAGCGGAUACACCACGAGGAGUCUGAGAUGGAGACUGAGGAGGAGGUGGACAUCCUGAUGAGCAGUGAUGUCUAUUCUGCCACCCUGUCCACCAAAUCUAUCACCUUCUCCCGCAGUCAGAUCGGCUGGCUCUUCAGGCAGGACAAGACGGAGAGAGUUGGUAACUUCCUGGCUGACUUCUACUCUGUGAACGGCCUGGUGCUGGAGUCCAGGAAACGGCGGGAGCAUCUGAGUGAGGAGGACGUCUUGAGGAACAAGGCCAUCAUGGAGAGCCUGAGCAAAGGAGGGAACCUGGUGGAGCAGAACUAUGAGCCUCAGAGAAGGCUGUCCCUCACUGCUCCAGACCCCAACACUAUCUCCUGGGAGGAGUACAUUUCUGCAGAGCACGGAAAGGCACCUCAUCUUGGGAGAGACCUUGUGUGUAAGGAGAGCAAGAAGAACUUCAAAGCGACCGUAGCCAUGAGCCAGGACUUCCCUCUGGGCAUUGAGUCGUUACUGAAUGUGUUGGAGGUCAUAGCCCCAUUCAAACAUUUCAACAAACUAAGAGAAUUUGUUCAAAUGAAGCUUCCUCCUGGGUUUCCAGUCAAGCUUGACAUCCCUGUGUUCCCCACUAUCACAGCGACGGUCACCUUCCAAGAGUUUCGCUACGAUGACUUUGAGGAGUCCAUCUUCUCCAUCCCAGCAGACUACAAGGAGGACCCCAGUCGCUUCCCUGACCUCUGACAUGGUUGUCAUAGUAACCAGAUGUGCCCCCGUCCCACCCGCUCGGAAACUGACAAACAGCCUCUACCUACCUACUUUUUUAAAAGGAAAAUAACCAACUUAAGUUGAGACAAAAUUAGAAUGUGCCAUCUUAUUGUUUGAUGUCUGUGUGUUCUGAUGGAAAAAAGGGAAUUAUCUCUUGGCCCUGAGUGUUCAAUUUGUAGAUAUUUCCUCAUAGCAAACCAAUGCAAACAGGACUCGCAUUGCACCACAACCAUGUUCAUAUGUGUAGCAAUAACAGCACAAGGUCCCCAAAAAAUAUUUGAUGUCAUCUGCUUAACAACUUCAUUAACCUACUACAUGAUCACUGCUAUGAAAAGUUAUGGAGUUGACUGUGACAUCUUCAAUGUGCACUUUUCCAGGCUUAGCACUCACUGCAUCUAGCGUCUGCCCAUUGGAGACUACCCUUUUCUUAUAAACUAAGUGUUUGAAAAAUAGAGACGUCAUAACUGAACUGAGCAUAACUUUCAUAUUUAAAUUAUGUAGAUUAUAUAGGCCUAGUCAAAAGGGGCAACACUGUGUAGCAAUACAUUUCCAGUACAUAAGAAUGUUAUUUUUAAACCUGCUGGUUUAAACAGCAUUCUUACACAAAUCAAUACCCAAGCCUUUUGCUCGCUCGCGCUCUCUCACUCAGGAUGCAAACACCUGUAUUUUCAGGUUAGCUCAUCUAUCUUACCUCCUGGCUAUCACCGUCUGUUUCAAGUGAUUGUGUGAAUUUGGGGCUCUAUUCAAUCCGUAGCGCUGAAGAUCCACUUUAUAGUGCGAUUGACAAUUAUAGCCAAUUUUCCUGUGGUCGCAGAGACUGCAUUCACGGUAAACACUGUGUUGGCUCAAUCGGAAAUUACCUUUACAUUUUAAUGCAGAUCUUCUGUGAUAUGGAUUGAAUCCAGCCCUUAAUGUGUUUUGUGUUUGAGAGAGGACUGUUGUACUGUACUUUAAAGGUGUGUGAGAACCCAGAUGGGGUUUCAGGAAAGCUGUUCUAGUUUGAUACUGCACUGACAUUAAGUAUAUUUAAUUGCAUGCUAUGUUGACCCAAUAGGAUUACUUAUGUCCUUUUGAGUGUAUAUUUCCUACACACUUGUUAUACCUGCUGCCAUCUCGCUAUCCUUUCGAAUUAUUCAGGAAGACCAACUUCUACCGUAUAAAUAUUGUAACCACACUUAAAACCCUUUGGUCAAAUGCAUUUAGGUGCUUUUACCACUAGAUUAUUUCCUUGAGUGUACUACAGACUCUACUACAUUACAUUUUAAUGACAGCUUAUACAGUUGGACUGUCAACCUGUAAAAUCCAUAUGGUUUUUGAAAUGAGAUAUGACCAGCAGUAGGUAACAGUUUGGGUCAUAAGAAUGUGUAUCUGGCUUGAGCCUACUGGUAUUUAUAAAUGUAUUGCAGCUUUUCCAAUUUCCCAUUCCUUUAAAUAAAUCACCAGCAUCAUGUC
Salvelinus sp. IW2-2015 is the source of this 3505-nucleotide messenger RNA. RefSeq names its product ankyrin repeat domain-containing protein 13C. Gene Ontology annotation, cellular component: cytoplasm. Gene Ontology annotation, molecular function: signaling receptor binding. Gene Ontology annotation, biological process: protein retention in ER lumen. NCBI's taxonomy places the organism in Eukaryota, Metazoa, Chordata, Actinopteri, Salmoniformes, Salmonidae. The record is from RefSeq and is a predicted model, not a curated record.